AUGACAAAGACAAAGGUUUUAAUACCUACAGAUAAACCGAAACGUCGCAUCGCGAAGUUCGGCGAACGCGCGCGUAAACUUGACCAAUUCGAUUUCCGAACGCGCCCGCGCCCCCGCCGGCGGCCGACCGCGUUGGGCGAAAGUCGCAAGGAGCCCGGCGCGCGGGUGAAAGUGACCGCGUCGGAAAGCGACCCGACCGCCGCCGCUUUCGUACGAGUGUCCUUUCCUUCGGCGGCGCUCGCGGACCGGUUGCAGUCGCUAGUCGUCCCCUUUCAACGCGGCGCGAGCGAACGGGACGCGCGACGUUUGAUAACAUUUCGCACGUACAAAUGUUCAGACUAUCUC
Iphiclides podalirius (scarce swallowtail) is the source of this 345-nucleotide messenger RNA. NCBI's taxonomy places the organism in Eukaryota, Metazoa, Arthropoda, Insecta, Lepidoptera, Papilionidae. The record is from the annotation of a GenBank genome assembly.